Molecule: messenger RNA, 4899 nt
Organism: Castor canadensis (American beaver)
Lineage: Eukaryota; Metazoa; Chordata; Mammalia; Rodentia; Castoridae
Source: RefSeq, a predicted model, not a curated record
AAAAAAUUGUGAAAAUCUUGUAUGCCAUAAUAGGAGUUUGGAUUUUUAUAGGUGGGGAAGUGACAUAGUUUUGUGUUUUAGAAAAUUGAUCAUAGCAGUUAAUGAAUAGAAAGGUCUGUAGGAGAAGAGAUUGGAGACAUUUAUUCACCAAAUAAUUAUUGGACAAACAAUACAUACAACAAAACGAGUGAAUGCAGCAAUUCUGACCUCAGGUAGGUAGAUUAUAGUCAAGGAUGCCAUUUAAGGCUCUCCCUUAGUUCAGGAAGAUUAUAUGUGAAUUAAGGAAUUUGUGGUGGGAAUGGAAAUGAGACCCGGUUUCAAAGAAAUGUAGGAGUUCAAGUCUCCAGACUUAGUGUUGGAGGUGACAGAAGUUGGUGUUCAAGUUUGGAGGUGGGAAUACUCAGUUUGCAUUCAGAUGAGUACUUAUGCUUUUUAGAUAAGCAGUGAUACGACCAAGAUACGAGAUGAACAUGCAGAUCUGGAUCAGGAGACCGGUCAGAUUUAUAGAUCUCAUAAUCAAUGGAUAAAGUGGGGAAAAUGUGGAAUAACUUCAAAUACAGGUGUCAGAAUCUCUUCAGUCACGAGGGAGGAAGCCGCAGCCAAAGUGUGGACAUGAACUCCAACAGAUGUUUGGCUGUCAAAGAGAAAAGCAUCAGUCUGGGAGACUCAUCUCCUCAGCAACAAAGCAGUCCCUUACGAGAAAAUGUUGCCUUACAACUGGGAUUAAGCCCUUCAAAGAAUUCUUCAAGGAGAAACCAAAAUUGUGCCACUGAAAUCCCUCAGAUUGUUGAGAUAAGCAUUGAGAAGGAUAGUGACUCCUGUGUGACCCCAGGAGCAAGACUCUCACGAAGAGAUUCCUACUCUAGACAUGCCCCAUGGGGUGGGAAGAAAAAACAUUCCUGUUCCACAAAGACCCAAAGUUCACUGGAUACUGACAAAAAGUUUGGUAGAACUCGAAGUGGACUUCAAAGACGAGAAAGACGCUAUGGAGUCAGUUCUGUGCAUGACAUGGACAGUGUUUCCAGCAGAGCUGUGGGGAGUCGCUCUCUGAGACAGAGGUUGCAAGACACUGUAGGCUUAUGUUUCCCCAUGAGAACUUAUAGCAGGCAGUCGAAGCCACUCUUUUCCAAUAAGAGAAAAAUACAUCUUUCUGAAUUGAUGCUGGAGAAAUGCCCUUUUCCUGCUGGCUCAGAUUUAGCCCAGAAAUGGCAUUUGAUUAAACAGCAUACAGCUCCUGUGAGCCCACAUUCAACAUUUUUUGAUACAUUUGAUCCAUCUUUGGUGUCUACAGAAGAUGAAGAAGAUAGGCUUCGAGAGAGAAGGCGGCUCAGUAUUGAAGAAGGGGUCGAUCCCCCUCCCAAUGCACAGAUACAUACAUUCGAAGCUACUGCACAGGUGAAUCCAUUAUAUAAACUGGGACCAAAGUUAGCUCCUGGAAUGACAGAAAUAAGUGGGGACAGUUCUGCAGUUCCACAAGUUAAUUGUGACUCAGAAGAGGACACAACCACCCUAUGUUUGCAGUCACGGAGGCAGAAGCAGCGCCAGGUGUCUGGAGACAGCCAUGCCCACGUUAGCAGACAGGGAGCUUGGAAAGUCCAUACGCAGAUCGAUUACAUACACUGCCUUGUGCCAGAUUUGCUUCAGAUCACAGGGAAUCCCUGUUACUGGGGAGUGAUGGACCGUUAUGAAGCAGAAGCCCUUCUUGAAGGGAAACCAGAAGGCACAUUUUUGCUCAGGGACUCUGCGCAAGAGGACUACCUCUUCUCCGUGAGCUUCCGCCGCUACAACAGAUCCCUACAUGCCCGAAUUGAGCAGUGGAAUCACAACUUUAGUUUUGAUGCCCACGACCCGUGUGUGUUCCACUCCUCCACUGUAACAGGACUUCUAGAACAUUAUAAAGACCCCAGUUCUUGCAUGUUUUUUGAACCAUUGCUUACUAUAUCACUGAACAGAACUUUUCCUUUCAGCCUGCAGUAUAUCUGCCGUGCAGUAAUCUGCAGGUGCACGACGUAUGAUGGGAUCGAUGGGCUCCCGCUGCCAUCAAUGUUACAAGAUUUUUUAAAAGAAUAUCAUUAUAAACAAAAAGUUAGGGUUCGCUGGUUAGAGAGAGAACCAGUCAAGGCAAAGUAAACUCUCCUGUCCCAAAAGGCAUUCACUACGUCUGCUUUCAUGUGCAUCAGACAGCACACCUAUAGGGAGCACAGUGUCAGUGCUAGGAUUUUUCACACAGUAUGUUUAGUUAUUAACCUCUGUCAUAUGGGAUCUGCUGUUACUCAAACAUGGUGCCUAUUUGAAACACCCGGAUAGAGCUCCAGGUGUACAGUGAGGCUAGGAGAACACUUGCCAGGUUAGCUACCAGUUUGGUUUUGUAGUAAUUUGGUGUAGUAAUUGAGUGAGGCAGCUGGGGCAUUUGCUAUGAAGAAUUCUAUUUCUUACUGAAGAACAAAUUAUUAAUAUUGGAUGAGUAUUUCAACAGUGUGACUAAUGUUUGAAAUUAUUUUUUCUAAGAAUUUUUCUAUAACCUUACAAGAGUAGUGAUGUUUGUAGUUACAAUAAAUCAAGCUUUGGACAUCCAAAUAAAUAAGUAAAAGACUGCCUUUUCAAAAAAAUGCAGUUUUCUGGCCACACGGGCAUAGUGCAGUUCACUUAAGUGUUGAUGUAGUUUAUAGUCAGUCUCCUUUUCUCUUCUGCAAAAGGAACUGUUAAGUAAACCAGGUUUUCUAAAGUCAUUCUUAAAGAAAUUUCAGACUUACAAAGUUAGAAGUCUCAUUUUAUUUAAAGGCCCUUGGUAUUAAUUUUUUAAUGAGUGCUUCAACUUUAAACUUGCAUUUGAAAUCGCUGCUGCAAUUGUAGUCAGGUGUGUGACUUUUUUAAAGCUGACAUGUGCAGUCUAAACAUGGUUUCACUAAAGUUGGAUCUUUUCCUAUGCCCAUGAUGAGCUUGUGAGCCAUGACAAAAAUGAGACUAGAUGAUGCCUAGAUAAGUCAGAUAAUAGUAACUACAGUGGUUGCUGAUGUUGAGAUUAUUGUUAAACUAUAAUUAAUGAUUUGGAUGGCAGUGUUUAUCUCUUUGUUGUAAGCUCUCAUAGCUAAAUUGCUUAAGUAUAAUUUAUAGCACUUCAGUGCAGUUAAUUCUUAAUGAAAAAUAUGAAACCUAAAUUGCAGAUUUCAAAGGUACUGUACAAGCAUUGUAUCUGUAAAUAACUUUACCUAGCACCUUUUUGUCACUUAGAAUAGUACGUAAUACAACUUGAGUGAGCGCUUUGGGAAGUAUUAUCAAGUUCUAGUGUUGCUUCUUAGUAUUGAACUGAAUUUUCAGUUCUGUCCUAGACAUUUGCACUACAGUAGCCAAUUCCAUUCUCCUAUCUUUUUGUUAAUGUGCUCUGUACUGCUGGUGAGUGCUCCUUAGUUUCCAUACCAGCUGGUACAGGUUAUUUUAUAUCCCUAUGGCUAUUUCCAAGGCUACAAAAAAGAAAAGCUAUAUUUGUAUGCAACACUAAUAGCCCUUUGACUGCUAAUGUAUGUUUCUGCUUGCUGUGCCUUGUUAUGGCUGCUUUUUUGUGCUAAUAAAGUAUGUUUGGUGUUGUUGUAUAUCUGCUGUUUUAUACAUUUGCAACAAUUUCUCUUGUACGUGGAAUGGUUUGGGGUUUUUAAUUUAGCAUUACCUGACAACCUACUCUAGUUAAUGCAGAUUUACCUACAGUCUAAUACUGACUUAUCAGAAUAAGCUAACUUUCAGUUUAGAGCUCUCCACCUUUCUAAUCCUAAUCAUAUAUACUGUGUCACAGUAUCUAUAGUCACUGCAAAUUACUGUACAGUUUAGAUUGCAACAGAAAAUUCACAGAGAAAUUAAAAACCUAUUGAUUUCUCUGCUCAUAAGUGAAAAGAUUGAAACUGUCAAUAACAUAUUACAGUAAAUGAGCAUUUAUAGCAUUCAGCUGCAUCAGAAACAAGUAAAAUGAAGUCUCGUGAACUUACUUGUUCAAGUCACCAUUUAUUAGUUUGGGGACCAUUUUAAUUGAAAAUAAAUGCCCAAAAUGUAGACCUUUAACCAAAGACUUGUCCAUUUUACUGCAAAAUGGGGAUUUAAGGGACUUAGAAUUUCUGUUAUUUCUAUUAGAAGUCCCUCAAGAAAUAUAUACCAAGUGUUUGAGAACUUCAUCCAAACCUACUUUAAAGUAUUAUGUGCAAUUAAGUUGUUAUGACAUAAUUAUAUUGCAUAAUUAUUGGGUCCGUUUUCUUGUGCUUAUAAUGUACCUGGGAAAUAAACCUCUUGAAAAAACAGUCCGCACCGAUUCUUGGAGAAGGACUACAUAUGCAAGUAAGACGGUGUGGUGAAGAGGUAACUUGAAACUCCAAGAAAGCACUUGAUGUUUUUAUGUGUUUGUUGCAAAUUGAUGUUCUAAGUGUAGUUUUUUAGAAAGUAUUAAUGCUUUUAUGUAUUUUGCAACUUUCCUAUGUUAAAUGCAAAUUGUUUUAAAUGUGUAACUUUUGAGUUUAUGUAAGCAUGUGUACACUGCUAAAAGUCACUUUUGUUUCAGUUUGUGUAUAAUAUUAAUAUGCAACUUUUGGUUUAAAUUUUUUUCUUAAAAUAUUAGUGGCUUACAUUUUAAAAAAGAAAAAUCACCAGCAUGAAAGUGCAUCUAAGUCUAUAUUCAGUGUGUCUUUUUCUGAGUCCAUUGUAGCCGUCAACUAAAUUUGUGAUUUUAAUGGUAUUUUUUUGAAGUGCAUUUUAUUACAAACCAGGAAAUGCUUUAGAAGAUGGGACAUCUUCGUAGUGAAAUAAUUAGCUCAAGGAGAAGUCACUUUGAUUCAUAACCACUAUCAUUUUCAUACACACACCCCUCUACCUUUCCCUCUCCCCUCUCUCCCUCCUCCCUCUUUCUCCUUCUAUCUCCCU